AUGUCGUCCCAAUCUUCUCGCCGACUUCUCGCCCGUCUCCAGCAGGACCUAGGAGAGCUGCAGGAUAACCCGUAUCCUGGGGUUGCCGUCUUCACUGAUGAUGCGAACCUACGAAAGCUCUGCCUGGUACUGACGCCGCCCAGUGGACCGUGGAAGGAUUUGUCGUUGCACUUUUCCGUGGGUUUGCCAGAAGAUUGGCCAACAUCACCACCCAACGUUCAGUCAAGUGUCCACGGCAUUCAGCAUCCCAAUCUUUUCGGUAGUUACAUCUGUUGCGACCUCAUCAAGCCACAUUAUGCUUCGUAUGGCGGAUAUACUGGAGGUUACACCCCUGCCCUGACUUUGAGGGGUCUCUUCCUCCAGUUCCUAACGUUCUUCUCGAGUACCAAGGUUGAGCAAGAAUACGGUGGCUAUAUUCACAUCGGAGAGCAUCUUACAACCAUUUAUCGUUGUGAUUCUCCUUUUCCCGACCAGAGAUUCCCGAAAGAAAGUGGCUGCGACCAUCUUUUCUUCUGCCAAUGCGUCAAGGGUCACACCGGCAUGGCGAACAUUUGGGAAAGCAGUUCAGCCCCAGAAGUUGACGUCCCUGUGUCGCAUGGUCAAUUAUUUCACAAAAUCAAGCACCUGGGCGAACAUCAAGCAAUGCACCAGGUUGGACACCUCAAUCCUCGAUGGACCUCCACAUUCGAGUUGAUCUCGAAGUGGUCCUGCAACUGCUGCCCAUAUGGUUCUCCCUCUCUUCCUUACCAUCGACGACCCAGCACAGUAAUUGCUCGGCACAGCGCUCCAAUUCCCUCGACCCUGUCCCUGUCUCCCGCCGAAUGCAGGCUCUCCAUCUUGAACGACGACAUAUUGGCUGAGCUGGCGUCCUACCUUGCGUCGGAGACUGGUGGCGUUGUCCCUCGCCUAUCCGCGCUUCCGCCAAAUUGUCGCCUCGCUCCACCUCCUGCUUCGAAGCGAGCUAAAACACGCUCCCUCUCGUCCGAUUUCGACUGGCUCAGCUUGGAGGCCUUCGAGACGUUCAAGAUCCGCAAAAGCAUACAGAAACGGCCUUUCGAUCAUUUCCUCCCGCUCGCCUUCAAUCGCCUCCACUUCUUGAACUCCAAGGCAGAGAUUUGGAAAUGCCUAGGUGCCAUUGACAAGGCAUUCUGCGACGCCGAAUUCGCGCUCUAUCGGCGGACCAAGCGCAAGCCGACUCGUCGAGCAGGCCCUCCUGCCAAACCCUAUCACACAGUGGAUGUCCUAUAUCGGAUGAUGAACAACAUCGUCGUCUCGCUCAUGCAAUCCUGCGACGGGACGGUGGGAUCGAAGGGAAGGCGAUCGCAGGAACCGAGCCUGCUCUAUGCGUCUGAGAAGGCCGUCGUCUCAUACUGUCUCCUUCUCCACCUCCUCAUGUGCUUGUCCCGCUCGACUCCUGCAAUCCUCACCGAUGCUACGAACAAGCUGCGUGCUUUCGUUGACAACCCAGGUGAACGCUACAAGGCCAAGACUCCGGACAUGGGCGAGUUCAUCAUAGCGGUCAUCCUUGUCCUCGUCAUGCCGCAGGUUGGCACGAAGUGUCCGAUAACCUGGGACGCCAUUCGAGGCAAGUUCCUCGAGGAGGCCAUCACCCGCAACGUCCGUUGGGUGCUCCAGGCGUCGCCCGAGCUGGAGCUGCUUGAGCAAGGUGCCUCCGACUACCGUCUGCAAACCACGUUCGCGAACUCAAAGACGAGUCUCCGGCUCAUCAUGUUCCAAGUGACCUUCCUCAACAUCUUUCUCGAGACGUACGCUUCGGAUAUCACAUUCCUCGAUGACAACUACGGGUUCGCGGACAAGGACCUUCCGGAGCGUAUGGUCAAAGAGAUCAAGGAGAUUUACAAGGUGGAUACGUGGCCGCAGUUCUUUGCGAAGGUUCGGUUUGGGAAGCAAUUGGGUAAAGACGCAUUCUCGGAGAUGCUGAGGAAGGCAGUGCUGGAGAGUGGGAGGCGAAGGUAUCACACUCCUUUAAAAUGUGAUGCUCCUCAUGCGCUAACGUUGAGGCGCAAGAGGGUGGAGAACGACGCAGGCUGGGAGGCGUCAAAGUAUCCUUGA
Messenger RNA from Cyclocybe aegerita, 2073 nucleotides. Lineage: Eukaryota; Fungi; Basidiomycota; Agaricomycetes; Agaricales; Hemipholiotaceae. The record is from the annotation of a GenBank genome assembly.